Messenger RNA from Bombus pascuorum, 4756 nucleotides. Its product is annotated as myosin-7B-like. The record is from RefSeq and is a predicted model, not a curated record. NCBI's taxonomy places the organism in Eukaryota, Metazoa, Arthropoda, Insecta, Hymenoptera, Apidae. Bases 1747 to 3264 code for a protein of 505 amino acids. The transcript has 6 exons.
GCAUAACUUUGCCAACCAUGGAAGUCGGUAAAGCAACAUCAAAAUUUUGGACGUUGACCGAAGUAUUGUAACCUGUAUAACUUUUAAUAAGUUUGAUAAUCGCAAUCAUGAUGAACAUUCAUAGUAUUAUGUUGUUACAGUAUUGUUUGUACAAAUGAUUCAACGAUUCAACAAUCUCAUGCUUUAUUUUCAUCGCAGUGUAACAUAUUAUGUUUCACGAGACAAUGCAAAGCAUACGUAAUAUUUAAACAGAGACUAACCUCCCUUUCGAUAAGGCCACAUUAUAUGCAAAAUUGCGAGGAAACGAAGAAAUAGAACGUGUAAAACAAUUGAAAACACUAGAUGUCAUGUCGUAGUCAUUUCAAUGGCUUUAAUGAAACUGCGCGACAUUUUUGAAAAAAAUGAUCUUCCUGGAAGAAAAUCAAAGGGAGAAGGUUGAAGGAUUGUAUCUGUGACUCGUCAUGUGACCAGUUUUCAUCGGAGGGACGUUUAUUGGUCAAUGUCAGCGUCAGCGUAUAUCCCCGACGAACGCGCAAGAGCGCAGGUAUAUCCUUUCUCGUAUGCCCCUUCUUUACGAAAGGACAAAGCGGCUUCGUCAGUUCCCGUUACGGCAGACUUUGCUUGGGGCUCGUGAAAGAAAGGCGGGACGACGGAAAAAUCUACGAAUGAGCACACAGUGUGCGGAAGGAUCGUGUGAAAUAAACUUGUUAUUGUGCAAAGUGGACGCUCCCAGGUACUUGUGUGCAUCGUGUUUACCGCGCAUGGUCCGUCCAGAAGAACCACCCUUCUUUUUCUAACUACUUUAAUUACAAAGAGCAGAAUAAUCGCCGUGUGCUCCAUGUCUGGUGUUUUUUAAAAGAUACGGUACAACAAUAUUCAUAGAAUCGAGAAAAAAUGGCGGCUUGAAUCUGUUCGAUGAUUAGAUUCGUGGAUUGUUUCGUGACCGACAGAUCUUUGCGCGAUCGUCGAAACGUGGAUUCGUCCAUGACGAGGAUACGUCCUGUUGAUCCUGUUAAUGGUAUCUCGACGUGAUACCUGAUAAAUCGUAGGAACACGGUCGAAUGAAAAUCGAUCGAAGGAAGAGACGAAACCGAAAAAGUGGCGCGAUCGGUGAUACGUUCGGUAAUACGCGUACCAACGUGCGAAUAUACGUAACGGAUAGUUGACGCAAAAGUCCGUUACCCUCAGUGGUAUUUGAUGCUUGGCUGACGUGCGCGUGUUCAUACUGGAGAUCGAGAAAGUGUGUAGCGGCGUUUUAACGUUAGACGAGCGUUAUCAUUUGCUUCGACGAUUAUGCUAUCCUCUUGUGCAAAGAUUGUAAAAAGAAACGUCGAAGAGAAAUCACUUGGUGUGAAAGAUCGUGCGAUGAACUAGAACGCAAAGAAGGCGAUAGGAAUUCUGGUCCGCCGCGAACGAAGAAGGAAUCGGAGGACGUGCGCUCUCGUGGAAGUGGAAGAGGAGCGCGCCAAGUGGAAGGAGCAACGGAGCAACGGUGGUGAAACAGGAGCGAAAGAGAGAAAAUGUCUCGGAGAUGAAAAUCGGUGGAUCGCGGUUCUCUAGGGAGUCGACUAAAAGGUAGUAAGAGGAGGCCAGUCCGGAUUUGAGUAGCGAAGACUAGAUCGUGGUCGGUUCCUUCGGGCUGUUUAGGUCGUUGUGGCAACGAGAACGAAGGAAAAGAGGACGACCGCGUCUAACCGGGUCGCGGUCGUGGAAAAAUCGAGUGUGCUACGGUGAUUCGGUGGAAGGAUGACGACAACCACUGGAAGAUACGGUGCUAUGGAAAUGAGACAUUCCAGGAGCGAGGAUUUACUCGGUGUGAUCUCCGGCUCGCGAUCUCCGAGUCCAAACGUGCCUCUGCCUAGUACCGCCUCCGAGGACGACCUUAUCGCGGCCAGCGCCCUCCACGAGGCCACUGACUCCACCAUAAAACCACCGUGUCCCUUGUUGUCCUCGAGGGUUGCCGGACCGGCGGGUUUUCCAGCGGAUCGUAUCGAUCCAGAGGAUUCCAUCCGAGAUAUCGUCACUGAAAACGAUCUCUACAGGUUCGUGCUGUUCAAGCGUCACUACGAUAAAUACGUUGCUUUGGCGGCGAAAUAUGAGGAAGCCAAAGGUGUCGCCUACUACUUGGAAGAACGUUAUCACGAGGUGAAGGCUGAAAGGGACAAGUUAGAAGAGACUCGACGGUCGUUGGAGAAGCGACUGGAGGGUUGCGAAGCAGAACUCCGAGGCAAAGAGGACGAGCUGUUCCUGCAACUGGAACGAAGCCUUCGUCUGGAGGAAGAGGUGGAGAGAGCUAAAACCGAACGCGACAGUUGCAUAGCUACUAAGGAUCAGCUGGAGAAGCAACGGGAAGUAGCUUUGCGCCGUCUGCAGAUGCAACUGGCGCAAAACGAGAUUACUAGGCAAACUCUUGAACGAGCUCGCCAGGACGUUGUCAAACAGGCUACUAUUAUUCGUGCCGAACGUGAUGCUCUUGAGAGAGAGAAUGAAGUUUUAAAAGAGAAGCUGCGUAUAGAACAGGGAGAAUUGGGAGAGGAAAGGCGUAGACGAGAGGAAGGUGUCGCAGCGCUGACUCGAGAAACGAUUACGUUGAGACACGCCGCGAGACAUCUUCGUGCAGCGACUCUACACGCUACGUCUUGCCGCCGUCGACGACGGUGUUCCGUUUGUUUAUACGCGAGGCGCACUUUUGCCGAGAUCGAUGAUUAUCGCGACGAUGGAAAUCUUUUCAAGUGCCUUCAAGCGCCGCUGCAGGAUCUACGUACCUGGUUGCGACCUAGCACAACGUCCGCGACGUCGAUGUCGCAUGGACAGAGGACCAGUUCACCGUUGGCCGAUCGAGAAAUAAGUUUCAUCGACGAUUCCAGCGUCGACAGUAGCCCCGGUGGAAGCAAUGCUAGCAGCAGCAGUACCACCAGUAGUAACAGCGCGUCCGACGAUGAAGCAUAUCCGAGUACUCCUGUUGCUGAAAUAUCGCUUUCAUCGGCUAACUCGAGCGCUCCAGCUACGGCUAGAGCCUUUUCAUCCGAUUCAGGAUUUUCUUCGGAAAUCGGAGAUCGAAGAUCACGAUGUUAUGAAAAUGGGGGUAGUAGCACCAGCAGUAGCAGUGGCAAAAGCAGGAAAAUUAGCGAGUCCCUUAGUUGCAGCGAACCGGACGAACAGAGAACGACAGGAUUUAGUCGAUCGAGGUGGACCUCCUCGUUUCGCAAGUUACUUGGACGAAAACCAAAGACCAAGCCCCCCACGCCUGACUGCUCUUCGUGAAAAGGCCAAGACUGAGAAGCACGUUAUCGUGCUUCAAACACGUAGUGCGAAAUCACCGUGAAAUUUAGUGCUCCCUCCCUUUUUCAGCUCCGUCAUUGAUCUAUCGAGAUUGUUCGCUUGAUCGGUAAAACAUUCCAAACGAAUUUGUUUACUAUUAAAGAAACAAUUCGAUACUGCCAGCAUAUUGAUAGUAAUACAAUCCUGGAUUUCUUCCUAGUAAUAACAUCGAAUUAAAGACCACAGAUUUCGAGUUAUAUCGAUAUAGAAACUUAUCCUCGCAAGUGAUCGUUACGGUCAUUUUACUAGUAGUUCACUUUCUUAUAUCUAAUACACCUUGGCUGAAGUUUCGGCUGUUAAUACUCGUCACACUAUGUAGGAAUUGAAAUUUCAACGGUUAUUAUUGCGAACGAUCGAUCAAAUUCGACUAAAGCGUACGAUAUUAGACAAAAGAACUCUGUUUACGAUUAUUGGAGUUGGGUCUGAAAUUUCUAGGCAUUUUGUUUUUUAUUGGAUUGUGAGUAAAAUAAUGUUAUUCAUGACGCAUUUUAUCAUCCUUACAUUGUUAUUGUUAGGGCGAUUGUUGUUCUGCUAGUCAAAGAAUAUAUAUAUAUACAUAUAUAUAUACAUAUAUAACAUACGUAUAUCUAAAUCGAUCGGUCGCAAUUUUAUUUGUUAGUUCGUAGAAUUACAGAUGUUCAAAUCUGCAACUCACUUUAGUAUCCAAUGAAAUUUUCAAGAUGUUUGUAGCAAAACAUCACUUGUGAAAUUAAAUAUGUUUUUGUAUACAAUAAUACAUCAAAACCAAAAAGCCAAUGUUCGCUUGGAUAACGAGAUUCUUUUACAGGCUAUUGUGUAAUGUAUACAUGAUAGGAACAUUUGAAUGAAUUAGAUUGGAAUCGAUAAUACGUAAAUGCAUCCGAUAAUAUAUCAUUAAUAAUCGAUUAUCAAACACGUAACAACUUCGUAUUCAGGGUAAUAACAAAUUCUCUUAGAAAUUUAAUUUUAGUUAUUAAACGAAUAAUUCAUUAGCAAUUAUUACUGAAUUUCUUCCUAAAUUUUGCUUGUAUGAAUUUAUCACAUAUUCUGUAUAUAUUUUCUAUAUGCUAUUUAUGAAUUUCAAUUAAUAGUUUUUUUAUGAAUUCACGGAAUAAGUAAGAUUAGUUCUCUGAUUCAUUGUUACGUUAAUGCAAAAAUCGUUGAAGUUUAUGACAAAUUAAAAAAUGCUAAUUCAAUGGAAAAACAAUAAAUGAAUCAGUGCUUUCCAGGAAGAUAUUUAUAGCCAGUUUAAAAUUUUAUAGUUUAUCACACAAAUUCUUAAAUUUUUGCAUCAACUAACAAAUCAAUGAUUUUAAUUGAUUUGAUUAUGUUUAAAUUUUUACCAACGAUAGAUAAAGUUGUUUGUUAACCAAAAACGAUUAUAUGUUAAAUAAAUAAGAAACCAAAAUAGAAAAAUUUUAAGGAUUAUCUGUUUAAUGAAUUAACUGCAAAGAUA